Molecule: messenger RNA, 1902 nt
Organism: Lathyrus oleraceus (garden pea)
Lineage: Eukaryota; Viridiplantae; Streptophyta; Magnoliopsida; Fabales; Fabaceae
Exons: 1
Biological process (GO): proteolysis
Molecular function (GO): aspartic-type endopeptidase activity; nucleic acid binding; zinc ion binding
Source: RefSeq, a predicted model, not a curated record
CACAUGCUAGCAGUCGAAGCUGAUGACUGGUGGCUAGAGACUCACGAGAGGUUGACCGUGGCAGGUGAAGACAUUACUUGGGAUGUAUUCCGUAGGGAAUUUCUGAGAAAGUAUUAUCCGGAAGAUGUCCGUGGUAAGAAGGAAAUUGAGUUCCUUGAGCUGAAGCAAGGAAACAUGUCUGUCACGGAUUAUGCUGCGAAAUUUGUGGAGCUGUCCAAAUUUUAUCCUCAUUACACUGGUGCUGGUGCUGAAUUUUCAAAGUGCAUCAAGUUUGAAAAUGGACUGCGCUCUGAAAUUAAGAAGGCUGUUGGGUAUCAAAAGAUACGCAUUUUUACUGAAUUGGUUGAUAGCUGCAGGAUAUUUGAGGAAGACAAUAAUGCUCAUUACAAGAUUGUCAGUGACCGCAGAGGCAAGCAACAUCAAAACCGUGGCAAGCCGUAUGAUGUUCCAGCUGGAAAAGGGAGACAAAGAGCUGCUCCGGCUCAGAGAGCUAGUGGGGGAGGUGCUCCUACUGGUAUAGUUUGCUUCAAGUGUGGUCAGGCUGGUCAUAAGAGUAAUGUAUGCACUGCUGAAGUAAAGAGGUGUUUUCGCUGUGGUAAGAUUGGCCAUGCAGUAGCUGAUUGCAAGCACAAAGAAGUGAUUUGUUUUAAUUGUGGCGAAGAAGGGCAUAUUGGAAGUCAGUGUCAGAAGCCGAAGAAAGGGAAUCAGUCAGGAGGCAAGGUCUUUGCUUUAUCGGGUUCCGAGACUUCUGCAGAUGAUCGUUUGAUCCGAGGUACGUGUUAUAUUAAUGGCUUUCCUCUUGUAGCUAUUAUUGACACAGGUGCUACUCAUUCCUUUAUAUCUUUGGAUUGUGCUGUGAAACUUAAGUUAGAGAUAUCUGAGAUGUUUGGUAGUAUGGUAAUUGAUACUCCUGCGAAGGGUUCAGUGACUACUACUUCGGUUUGUUUAAAUUGUCCUUUGAGUAUUUUUGGUAGGGACUUUGGAAUGGACCUAGUGUGUCUUCCACUAGUGCAGAUUGAUGUUAUUCUGGGUAUGAACUGGUUGGUGUUUAACCGAGUUUCUAUCAAUUGUUUUGAUAAGACUGUGAUAUUUCCUGAGAGUGAGGAAGGAAAGAGUUUGUUUCUAUCAGCGAGACAAGUGGAUGAGGAAGUAGCUGAUGGGGCAGAGUUGUUUAUGCUGUUAGCGACUUUGGAGGCUAAAGAUAAACUGAUGAUUUGCGACCUAGCUGUGGUGUGUGAUUUUCCUGAUGUGUUUCCGGAAGAAGUGAAUGAAUUGCCGCCAGAGCGUGAAGUGGAGUUCUCUAUUGACUUGGUACCUGGUACUAGGCCGAUAUCGAUGGCUCCGUACCGUAUGUCUGCUGUUGAGUUAACUGAAUUGAAGAGUCAGUUGGAAGAUCUAUUGGAUAAGAAAUUUAUUCGUCCGAGUGUGUCACCGUGGGGUGCACCAGUGCUAUUGGUUAAGAAGAAAGAAGGUACUAUGAGGUUGUGUGUGGACUACAGGCAACUGAAUAAAGUGACGAUCAAGAAUCGGUAUCCUUUGCCGAGGAUCGAUGAUUUGAUGGAUCAGUUGGUUGGUGCAAGUGUGUUCAGUAAAAUAGAUUUGAGAUCUGGGUAUCAUCAGAUCCGUGUGAAAACAGAGGAUAUUCAGAAGACUGCUUUCAGAACAAGGUAUGGACAUUAUGAGUAUUCUGUAAUGCCUUUUGGUGUGACUAAUGCACCUGGAGCAUUUAUGGAGUAUAUGAAUAGGAUUUUCCAUCCGUACCUAGACAAGUUUGUUGUGGUGUUUAUUGAUGAUAUUUUGGUGUAUUCGAAAUCUGAAGAAGAGCAUGCUGAACAUUUGAGAGUGGUUUUAGAAGUCCUACGAGAAAAGAAGUUAUUUGCUAAAUUGUCCAAGUGCGAAUUU